AUGACUGGAGGUACACGUCUGGCGAAUGUACUUGAUAAUUCAGAUAUAGCUCUACCGCAUAGUCAACAAGAAGCUCUGUUUCGAAAUAGACAUUACCAAAAAGAACUACAAGAUCACCAUGGAAAUGAUAAAGACAGUACUAAUUUGCCAUUUGGCUCACAGGAUGUGUCAGUCGAAAUACCUAGUCCUGAAAGUCGACGAUGGAGUAAUGGCAUGGAGUCUAGCCAGUUUGGUGUAGUGGGAAAUAUUACAAAACAAGAGCUUAGUGAGUUGGAUGAAGAAGAUCCCGACAUAACUACUUUGAGUAUACAAGGAAGCUCGACCCAGAUCGACCAUCGUGCAAAUGAUACAGAGCGCAAGUUUCAAGGUAUGGACACUAUAAAGGAAAAAUCUCACCUGUAUUCACAUGAUGAUCAUGGUGGUUAUGAUAAUGAUAAUAGUAAAAGUUUUGGUGAUAAUUAUGAUGAUACACAACGGAUUCCACCAGCCAAAAUAGGGAUGGAUUCGCUAGCAGAAACACAAAAAAUUGAAACUAAUAAGAGUAUUAAGGUCCAGGAUAGUCCAGAAAGAGAUGAAGUGAAAGACGAUGUUGAUCAAAUUAGUAAAAAAGUUUUCCAAAAACAAAGCAGUAUUCAAGACCUUGACGACACUCAGCCAAUUGCAAGAGCAAGUAAAGUUAAUUUGGAUUUAGCUGACACUCAGCCUUUAGUAGGAUCCCGGCAAACUAAUUUAGACUUGACCGAUACUCAACCAAUUGCUAGACCUUACCAGACUAAUCUAGACUUGGCUGAUACUCAAGUUAUUGAUCAAAAAAGUAUUCGAAAACCAGUAGGUGAUUCUUUUUCAGCUUCAACAGAGGAUGAUUUUGACAUUUCUCCUGACACGCAGUUUGGUGAAGGUGAUGACCACAAUGAUGUUGAUGAUGUUGAUGAUGUUGAUGAUAUUGAUAUUGACAUUGAUGUUAAAGCAAACGAUGAAUUGAAAGAAACACAGGUGAUCAAUCGCAAAGAAGAAAAAAUAUCACACGUACCACAAUACACAAGCCAGGACAGUGAUUACUCAUUUGGUUUUAUCGACAGAUUGGAAAGUUUGCCUGAAACUCAAGUUAUCACAAAUGGCAAUUUGAUAGACCACCGUUUCAAUCGCAAUCAUCCGAAUUUAAAGUCAAGGCGACAAGUUAUCAACACACAAGAUGUACCAGAUGGAGGGAGUCAAGGUACAAAUGCAAACGGCAUUGUCGAAGUGCAAACCGAUGAUGAAAGAGAUAUCACUUAUGAUAGAGAGAGAGAUGAGGAAGAAGAAAAAGAGGAAGAAGAAAGAGAAGAAGAAGAAGUGGAGCAGCAGGAGGAUGAGGAUUUAGUCAUGGAAAAGGGAAAGAAAGAAUCUGAGGAAUUGGAUGUUCCUGUUGAUAAAGAUGUCACUGAUCAAUAUGAGGAUAGCGUUGUUAGGUAUAGAAAGAGAAACCUUUCGAAAAGUCCAAUUAAGCUUAAAAGAGCCCGAACUGAGAAUUUAACCUCACAUUUUCAAAGUAAUGAAGAUGAAAAUGCUGACUAUUUAACACCUGCGCCAGUAUUGAGAAAUCAUUCCGUGCCGUUGAUUUUGGCUUCACCUUUUGAUAAGAUAUUCACAUCUUCCUCCUCGCCAAGCAAAAAAAUUGCAAAUCAACUGGUGAUGACUGAUGAAGAUGGGAAAUUGGCGGUUAUUAACACUAGCAUGCAGAAUGAUAAUGGAGAGAAGAAUCAAGUGCUUGAUAAAGUUGAGAGUAGCCAUAGUGGUGAUAACAAUAGAAAUAGGGGAUACGCUACUUCUCCGCCGAGUUCACCCGAAGCGAUCUUGCCUACAGCAGUUGAUGAAACCGAUGUUGAAAAAAUGGAAAAUAGUUUAAAUGAUAUUGUUCCCGAUGUGGAUAUGGAUGUUGACAAUAGUGCAGAAAAGUCCUCUUUGGAAAAACCAGCGCGGUCCAAACGGAGAGUUAAUAGAGUAGUGGAAUCACAAUCUGGGACUGAUGAUGCUACAACCAAUGAUAUUGAUAAUGAUUUCAAUGAUGGUGAAUAUAUCAUUAACGGUGUUUUGCGCAAGGAAAAGUCGGAUACACUUCGAGAAUCAGAUAUUUUGUAUCGGGAUAGUGUAUGGGCCACUUACAAUUUGAAAAUGUAUACUGGGAGAUUAGAAGCUAGUUACAGUGACUCUCUGAUUGUGGAAUUCCCGGAUGGAUCAUAUUCAAUCAAAAAUGAGGAUCUUAACAUGCUUGAUUUGAGGAUUGGUGAUACGGUCAAUGUUCGGGGUAAAAGGUUUAAAUGUAUAGUUGUUGGACUAUCAAGAGGUGAUAGUUCUGUGAAUGCUUUCAAAUGCAUGCGUGGCUACUCCGUUGUACAUGUGGUGAAACGAAGUCAGAAAAGUAAUGCAGAUAAGCAGGAGUUUCUAGUGCCGUUAUCUGAAUGUCUUAUGGAGUUGAGUGACUGGAUGAUCCAUGAGCAAAAAUAUCGGUUACUUUUUGAUGAUGAGAAUAAUGUUGGCGACAAGAGCAACGAUGUUUUUCUUUUGUCCUCAAAUGGUUUGGUACGCAGUCGUGGAACAACAUUUGAUGUUAUUAGUGGUGCUAGCCACCAACCAAAUUAUCAUCAACAGCCACUGACACCGACAAAAGCUUCGACCAGGAUUUCUAGUGAAAAGUUUCUGAAACUCGCUACCCCGUCUCCUAAAAAAUCAUUAGCUUAUGGUAGUACAUCACUGAUAUUUGCAGGCAAAUUGUUUAGUAUUACUAAUAUUGAUGGUGCUAGGAAGGAGUUGAUCAAGCAAAAAAUUGAAAGUAAUGGUGGGAUCUAUCUCGAUUCUGAUCUUUUGGGCAUCUUUGAAUACUCCAAAAUUGAUGAUACUGGGUUGGGCUUGACUUCCAAGUAUUUGAAACAGUCAAUGAAUAUAAGAUUUGGAUGCAUGAUUGCAAAUAAUUUCUGUCGCAGUUCGAAAUAUUUACAAGCAUUGGCCUUGGGGUGGCCCAUACUUUCCGAUGCCUAUAUUGAUGAUGUAAUUGCUAACCCCAGUAGGGUUGAUGACUGGUAUGUAUACUUGUUACCAGCUGGUUAUUCUGUUCAUAUGCAAGCAAUGAAAAGUUUGGACAUUUACAAAUAUAGAGUCAAUUUUGAACUUGGUUUGCUGCUUAACGAACAGAUAUUAAAUCGCAAGCUUUUGUUAACUGGAGUCAAUAUAUUGAUAUUGAGUUUUUCUGUUACAGAGAGUAAAAAGAAUUUGAUAGAGUUGGAGACUUCGAAAUUUAUAUUUCAUGCAUUUGGAGCACAGUCAUGGAAUAUCUGCCAUAGUGUUGAAAAGGCUCUUGAAGCUAUAAAAAGUUUUAUCAGUAUGGAUCAAGAGUUUUUAAUAUUUAAUGAUGGAGGAGCAAAUGAUAUAUUGAAUGAAAUUUUGACAAGUUUUAGUGAACAGGAAAACUCAUUUGCAAUAGAAAGAGGAAGAAGCCAAGGAAGUAGAAGAAGUAAAAGAGGAGAAAGAAGAGAUGAAAAAGAACAGCAUGAUAUAAGAGUAGUUGAUUGGGAAUGGGUUGUGCAAUGUGUAAUUAGUGGCUGUAUAUGGGAUUCUCCAUCUACAAAAAUAACUACAACAACAUUAUCAUUAGCUAGUUGA
Lodderomyces elongisporus is the source of this 3636-nucleotide messenger RNA. It is a transcript of the gene RAD9, whose product is annotated as chromatin-binding protein. The coding region runs from base 1 to 3636 and encodes 1211 amino acids. Gene Ontology annotation, biological process: DNA damage checkpoint signaling; positive regulation of transcription by RNA polymerase II. Gene Ontology annotation, cellular component: nucleus. NCBI's taxonomy places the organism in Eukaryota, Fungi, Ascomycota, Pichiomycetes, Serinales, Debaryomycetaceae. The transcript has a single exon. Gene Ontology annotation, molecular function: histone binding. The record is from RefSeq and is a predicted model, not a curated record.